Hyalella azteca is the source of this 11987-nucleotide messenger RNA. RefSeq names its product plexin A3 (gene PlexA). Lineage: Eukaryota; Metazoa; Arthropoda; Malacostraca; Amphipoda; Hyalellidae. The record is from RefSeq and is a predicted model, not a curated record. Gene Ontology annotation, cellular component: semaphorin receptor complex. Gene Ontology annotation, biological process: semaphorin-plexin signaling pathway involved in axon guidance; regulation of GTPase activity; negative regulation of cell adhesion. The transcript has 22 exons. Bases 464 to 6616 code for a protein of 2050 amino acids. Gene Ontology annotation, molecular function: protein binding; semaphorin receptor activity.
UUGGCUGAGUGUGGUGUGAAGCGCGUCAGUUGGUGAAUAGCCCCUAUUAAACCUUUGCAGUUUUUCCUUCCAGCGAGAACUAUAGCAAGGAAUAUGCAAUAAUCUGUUGUUCGUGGAAGCCCAGUAUCGUGUUUUUAGGUAGUUGAAGUGUGAAUAAGCAUUAAACUCUCGGCAAAUGGUGCAAACCUAGCCGCUGCUUCGAUUCAGGCGUCUUUCGGUCAAGUUUGUGUUGACAGUAUAGCCGUGAUUUUAAGUACUUAUACGACCCUUGCCUCUUGUAAUUUUUAGCUUCGCCUGAUUACAAAACAAGUGAUCGAGUGCAAUUUGGUAAAUCAUUGGGAUUGAGUGAUCAAACCAUUACGUGGAACGGUGGAAGUUUGGAACUACAACGACUUCGUCUCCUCAGAGGCUCAGCAUAGGUUUACAGGACAUCUUAUUGAAGAAUGCAUGUGACUUGGGCCUUAUGAGAGCGAGUCACAAGGCAGCGGGAGGCGAGUCCGCUUCUCCGACUGCUCCCAAAGACGACAGCGGAGGCGGUGGUGGAGCGGACUCCAUGUCGGCUAUAGGGGCUGAUGCCCCCCACCGUAUUGCACCUACAAGAACUCGCGCGAGCGCCAGCAUGAUUGAUCCUAAGCGUCACCUUCUCUGGUAUUCCUACAUAAGCUUCGCCAUGCUAGCGUUGCUGAUGGUCGCUUCAUCGGCUUCCGCUCUUAUGGCUGAAGCCACGCACGACUCCCUCUUCAUCGUGGAGAGAUUCGAGGAUGAGGAAUGGCAGUCGUUCCAACAUAUCGCUGUAGAUAAGAGCUCUGGCAAUGUGUAUGCAGCCGGUGUCAAUAGAUUGUAUCAGUUGGAUCUGAAUCUGAAUUUAAUUCAAACUGUGGUGACGGGGCCUAUCGAUGACGCGAUGCAAUGCUCGGCCACUGGCUGUGCAGGCGAUGCCAUCAAAGCCAUGAAACCCACUGACAACAUCAAUAAGGUGCUACUCUUGGACUAUCUGAGAGCGCGCGUGAUAGUAUGUGGCACGGUGCGGCAAGGUUCGUGUCAAGUACGAGACUUGAGUAACAUAACGAUCCUCACACGGAAUGUGAGUGAGCCUAUCGCUGCCAAUAACGCCUCGACCUCAACAGUAGCAUUUAUUGCUCAGGGACCUCCAUAUUACCCUCGCAGUCACGUGCUGUACAUCGGAGUUACCUACAGCGGCGAGUCGUCUUACAGGCACGAAGUUCCUGCUGUGGCAUCGCGGUCAUUAGAAGACGACCGUUUCUUCGAGGUGGCGGUAACGGACGUGACUACCAGCACACGAAUGCUCGUCAAUAACCUGCACAGAUCAAGUUUCCCCAUCACUUACGUGCAUGGCUUUGGCUCGGGCAAGUUCAGCUAUUUUCUCACCCGCCAGCGAGCCGACGUCAAGGCCGAGUCACAUUACCUGAGCAAAUUGGUGCGCAUUUGUCAGAACGACAGUGCUUAUUAUUCCUACACAGAAGUGCCUCUGAAGUGUCGUGACUCAAGCGGAAAGGAUUAUAACCUAGUGCAAGCGGCCUUCGUAGGCAAAGCUGGCAACGAACUAUCUUCUCAGUUAGGCAUCCAGAUCAAAGACGAUGUGUUGUUCGCUGUUUUCUCUCCAUCUGACCCUAGCAAAGGAGCUGGCUCUGCUUACCCGACCUCGGAGAGCGCGCUCUGUGUCUACAGCCUUAAAAACAUUCAAACCAAAUUCAUCCACAACAUCCAAGAGUGCUUCAGAGGCAACGGAUACCGCGGUUUGGACUUUAUUUCCACGUCUAACAAAUGCAUUGCCACGCGCAUUCGUGAUAUCAACGAGGAUUUCUGCGGCAUGGAUGUGAACACUCCGCUGGGGGGCGAACAAGCCAUCGAAGUGGUGGCUCUGCUCACUUUCCCCGUCCGCCUUACCGCCGUAGCCAUCACUUCCACCGAGACCUACACUGUCGUCUACCUCGGCACUACCAACGGACAUCUCAAAAAGGUGGUGGUCGGAGACCAGAACAGUGCUCUGGAGUACGGCGACAUUACGGUGGACGAAGGCUCCCCGGUGCGACAGGAUAUGUUCUUUGACAAGGAGGGCGAUCAUCUCUACGUCGUCACUAGCAACAAGAUCUCUAAAGUGAAGGCCCAGGAGUGCAGCAUCUACAAGGGGUGCGAGCAAUGCUUGGGCGCCCGAGACCCGUACUGUGGCUGGUGCUCGCUGGAGAACAAGUGUUCUUUGCGACGCGACUGUCGAGAUGCCACGCAGGAUCCUCAACAUUGGGUCAGCUACAAGACCGGCCGCUGCACCACCAUCGCUAAAGUCUCCCCUGACAAACUCCAGAGAACUACCGCUAGAACUCUGAACUUGAUCAUCGAGAACCUGCCAUCAGUAGAAGGGCCCCUGGAGUGCGUGUUCCGGGCCAUGAACAAAGUGCUGACGACGCCCGCCAAACGUACCGCACAGGGCGUGCAGUGCACCACACCUCGCAACGACAUGCUCCCUGACAUACCUCAGAACCAGCACCAUUUCACGGCCGACCUGUGGGUGCGUAAGGAGGAAGGCCCCGAGUUCGUGUCAACGAACUUUACGUUCUUCGACUGCAACACGUACAGUUCGUGUACCGAGUGCGUGUCUUCUGACUUUCCCUGCGACUGGUGCGUGGACGGGCACAGAUGCACGCACGACUCUGCUGAGAACUGCCGCAACGACGUCCUCGUUAACGGCGUCAAGCGCGUGGGGCCAAGCAUCAGGAGCGGGCCCACCUUCUGUCCCCGCAUCACCGUGGUCGAGAGCGAAGAAAUCCUUGUUUCUUCUGGCACAGAAAAAAGCAUUAAAGUCAAAGUCGACAAUAUUGCUCAAUUCAUCACCCAGACGCGCUUCGUGUGUCAGUUCAACAUCGAGGGCCGCGUGACGAGCGUGACAGCAAAGCUCCUGAGUGACACCAUCUACUGCGAUAAGAUGGAGUUCGUAUACACCACACCAUCGCCCUCCACCAACGCCAGCUUCGCCGUCAUCUGGGGCGGCUCUAAGCCCCUAGACAACCCCGACGAUAUCCAUGUGUUGGUGUACCAGUGUCAGCUGAUGGCUGAUAACUGCGGUCAGUGUCUAUCGCUGUCCGAGCGUUACCAGUGUGGUUGGUGCCAGUCAACGGGCCGUUGUAUGGUGUCGGACAAGUGCAGUGGUGGAUCUGCCUGGCUACAACGAGACAAAACUUGUCCCAACAUCAACGUGACUUCCUUUUAUCCGGAGACUGGGCCAUGGGAGGGAGACACCAAUGUCACAAUUCACGGCAUCAAUUUGGGCAAGCAUUUCAACGACAUUUACGACGGCAUCACCAUCGCCGGCAUCCAGUGCCAGCCCUUCCAGGAGACCUACGUCCCCACCGAGCAGGUCACCUGCAGGGUCGACAGUCCCGGAAUAGACGAGUACAAGGAGGGACCUGUCGUUGUCAUGGUUGCCAAAGAAUUUCGUGGUGAGUCAGCUGGCAAGUACAAGUUCGUGAACCCGAAGAUAACUUCAGUGACUCCCACCUCUGGUCCGCUGAGCGGCGGUACUGUGAUCUACAUCAGCGGCGAGCACAUGAAUGCCGGCAGCAACAUCACAGCCAGCAUCGCCGGACUGCCGUGCCACAUCAUCACGUCGAACAGCACGGUGGCGUGGUGCAGGACGAGCGCAAGCCACAAGAGGCACCAGGGCAGCGUGGUCAUGAGGUUUGACAAAGGCGUGCGGGAGCUCGCAGGCCAGCGCUUUACUUACGUUGAUGAUCCUGUCAUUACGAGCGUCCGUAGCGGCAGAGCUGGCCAGGCUGCGGGAAUGCGCAACGGGCCACGCGGUAUACCGAACGGCGGGAUUAUCAUCACCGUCGACGGACGAGGGUUUGAUGUGAUCGCUGAGCCCAAGAUGUACGUGGAGUACGACGACGUCGAGUUCAACAGUCCUUGCUUCGUGAAGAAUGACACCCGCAUGGAGUGCCGCACUCCCGAGAUCCUGAUACCUCCGGAGCGCGAACGCGAGCUGGACCCUACCAACGGCAUGAAUUUAAUGUACGGCUUCAUAAUGGAUAACGUCACGAGUGUACGCAACCUGCCUCAAAACAACCACAACAGCCUGCAAUACUUCUCGCUCUUCCCAGACCCAGAAUACUACGCGUUUGGGGAAGAUGAUGACACCGUCAAAGAGUAUAAAUCUGACUACUUGACCAUCAACGGAGCGAACUUGGAUCGCGCCUCACAAGAACUUGAUGUAGAAGUUCGUAUUGGAGACGAGUUCUGCAACGUAACUUCGUUGUCGCGGUCUCAACUGACGUGUAGACCUCCAGAAGAGCAACCGUCCCCUGCACCUGGCGAUAAAAGUGACACAGGCUUGCCUCUGGUCGUGGUCAAAAUAGGCAACAAACUUGAGUAUAGAAUCGGUCGUCUGCAGUACUCAGGGCUGUCUGAGGUGGGAGCCUUCAACCAGCAGCUCAUUAUCGGGUUGUCUGUGGGCGCUGUGGUACUCAUCAUCAUCUUGAUUGUGUGUCUCAUCGUCUACCGUCAAAAGAGUAACCAAAACUCGCGAGUACUCAAGAAUAUGCAAGAACAAAUGGAUGUCCUGGAAUUGAGAGUUGCCGCGGAGUGUAAAGAGGCUUUCGCGGAGCUUCAGACAGAAAUGACAGACUUGACGAGUGACCUGAUAGGAGCUGGCGGAAUACCUUUCUUGGAUUAUCGCUUCUACACAAUGAAGAUCCUUUUCCCUAACAUGGAUGAAACUUCAGUCCUUCAGAUGGAAAGGCCCGACUUGGACAGAAAAGAAAAGGGUCUCAAGAUAUUCAACCAACUUAUCUUGAACAAGACUUUCUUACUUCUGUUCAUCAGGACUCUAGAAGCUAAUCGCUAUUUUUCUAUGCGCGAUCGUGUCAAUGUCGCUUCCCUCAUUAUGGUGGCUUUGCAAGGCAAGAUGGAAUAUUGCUCUGACAUCCUGAAAACUUUACUAGCCGAGCUUAUUGAACGUUGCAUUGAUGGCAAAAUUCACCCGAAACUUCUUUUCCGCCGGACUGAGAGCGUUGCUGAAAAAAUGCUCUCGUCCUGGUUCACUUUCCUGCUUUACAAAUUCCUGAAGGAAUGUGCGGGCGAGCCUCUUUACAUGCUCUUCAGGGCCAUCAAACAACAGGUGGACAAGGGGCCUGUAGAUGCCGUAUUUAGUGAAGCGCGAUACUCGCUUUCUGAAGAGAAGCUUAUCCGCCAGAGUAUCGAGUACAAGGAGAUGACCGUAGAAGUAUCCAUGUGCCAAAUAUACCUCGGUGGAGGUGGUGACGGCACUGUUGAGGGCGGAGAGACUCCAGUGAAGGUGCUUGACUGCGAUACCAUUAGUCAGGUGAAGGAGAAGGCCCUGGAUGCAAUCUACCGAUACUACCCUUACUCCCACCGCCCCUGGCGAGACGAGCUCGACCUCGAGUGGAGGACUGGCACCUCGGGUCGACUGAUCCUGUACGACGAAGACAGCACUACACGGGCGGAGAGCGGCUGGAAGCGUCUCAACACGCUCUCUCAUUACAACGUGCCCGAUAUGGCACAGCUCACACUUAUCCCGAAACAGUCAUCCCUCUAUAACUACAUGUCAAUGCUCUCGGAUAAGUCGGACAAGUCUCACCACCAGAACCAGCACCACAACCAUCAGUCCCAGCAGCACCAGAAAUACGAGACUCUUAAUCUCAGUAAAUUUAGCUCGGCCAGCCCUCCUCUAUCUCGGGCUACGUCUCCUCUUAACCAUGACAACGACGCUGGAGUCAAAAAUUUCAGUUACAGUCGCGUCAGGUCGCCGAAGGGCUCUACUUUUGCAGAUGACACGACCUUCUUACAUCCUGCCUUCCAGCAAAGACAGAGGGACACGCAGUCCUUUGAUAACAACUGCAGAAAUAAUAAGGUGUGGCAUUUGGUGCGGCAGCAAGAGACAGAACAACGCGAAGGCGAGCAGCGCUCCAACAAAAUGGUCUCUGAAAUUUACCUCACUCGUCUCCUCUCAACCAAACUCACCCUGCAGAAAUUUGUCGACGAUCUAUUUGAGACGAUAUUCAGCAUCGCCCACCGGGGCUCAGCUUUGCCAUUAGCCAUUAAGUAUAUGUUCGAUUUCCUGGAUGAUCAAGCCCUGCAGCACGGCAUCACAGACCCUGAGGUUGUUCACACGUGGAAGAGUAACAGCUUACCGUUGCGGUUCUGGGUCAACCUCAUAAAAAAUCCCAAUUUCGUCUUCGACAUUCACAAGUCGAACAUCGUCGAUGCUUGCCUCUCUGUUGUGGCACAGACUUUCAUGGAUUCUUGCUCAACGUCCGAUCACAGAUUAGGUAAAGAUUCUCCGAGCUCUAAGCUGCUGUACGCCAAAGACAUCCCCAUCUACAAGGAGUGGGUGGACCGCUACUACAGCGACAUUAAGAUGAUGCAGCCCAUCUCCGACCAGGACAUGAACGCCAUGCUGGCUGAAGAAAGCAGAAUGCACGCGUCGGAGUUCAACACGAUGGCAGCGCUAGCCGAGCUCUAUGGCUACGCCUUCAAGUACAACGACCAGCUCAUCCUAGCCCUCGAAGAAGACGAAUUCUCAACUAAGCAGCGACUCGCUUAUAAGCUCGAGCAGAUACACAACAUCAUGUCCAACGACUGACAAGACGCCCCUGCCCAGCCUUCCAAUCCUCCUCCUGAACCGGCUCCUCCUUCUUCCCCAUCUCGUCUGUACAGCAGCCCUGCUGGGAUGAUCCCAUCCAACAACCAGCAUCAUUCCCCAACUAGGCAUUACCCUACCCACAACCCCAACGCUCCUAACAACCACCAACACUCACCCACCCGACAUUAUUCUUCCCACACUCUUGCUAACGCCUCGCAUGCUGGAAGUGGAGGCCAACAUUCCCCCACUCAUCACUACGCUCCCCCUGUGCCUGUUGGACCUCCUCCUCACCAGCUACCUCCGCAUUACCAGUCCCAACUGGAGACAGCCUUUUUCAUGAGGGGCCAUGAUGGACCCGGCGGUCCAAUGGACAAUAUGGUUGACUUGAAUGGUGGUGAUCACAGUGGCAGCGGAGUGGGCGCCGGUGGGCCGGGCAUGGAAAGUGGGGACAUGUAUUUGUAUGGAGUGCCUCAUCAUGGGCCUAGGUUGUCGCCAGCUCCGUUCCCCACACAUCCACACUACAAUAACAGACCUGGUCCUGAUGUUUAUGAGUUCGAAUAUGAAGAGCCGCACUUUACCUGAAGUUCAACCGUGUCAACUAUCACGGGUUGCGACGUGAGUCUCUAGUAAGAAAUUCCCACCAUUAUACUCCGAAGAUUAUGAUGCAGGCUGCAAACUAUGGAGAUCAAGCGAAAAGCCGUCAUCUACCACCCGUUAGAUUUUGGUGCUUGAUCCAGCAAGGAUUUUAGGUAAAUGCUCCCGGAUCAUUAUCUUCCAAUUUCAUAAUUCUUGAUACACUUUGGCAUUAUAAAGUUUCUUUAUAAACAAUGUUAACUUGAUGUAAAGCGAUGGAAAAAGUCUCUCAGUAAAGGAAAACAUACCCUACUAGACAUAUAACCUUUGAUCAACGUUGAAUGAGACGUUGUUCGGUCGAAUCAAUAUUAAUUAAGCGUUGUUUCAACGUCACUUGCCUGGUGUCUAGUGUUCAUCAGCGCAUGUUUGCAUUCAUUCUAAAUUUCUGAUGCAUUUCUCAGACCGAUCCAUCCUAGAUCUCAAUUAAUAAGUCUAGUAGAAUUUGAUCUCUAGAAAGUGCAUUGUGGAAAAAUAACUUGCCCAAACGUAGUCAGAUUUUAAGAAGAUUAUGCAUCGUUAAAAGUAUGAUAGCUUCAAUCUCAAAUUAAUCAGCCUCUCAUUCUUUUAACUGCGCGAAUGUGAGUUCGAUAUUUAGCAUGAAAUUUAAAUCGAUUUCUGAUACAACAAAAGUUCGCCUGCGGCAUGAAAAUACUUCUUUUUGAAUCAGACUGUUUAAGAGAGUUCUUUUCGAAACUCUUGACGAUGAUAGUACUGUAGUGAACCUCUUCCCUGCUCACAAACCCUGUCGCUUAUGUUCUUCGACAGUGUGCGCAGAUCAUAUGUUUAAGUUUCAGCGUUUCAUUGUGAUAAUUCCGACUAUUCGGUGUGUAAGCUUUUUAGUAAGGAUAUUUUAGCGAGUAGAUAAGUGAUCACUGUCAAUUAUUUUUUUAUAUUACAAUGACGACCUGACUUGGUCACGGGAGGCAACAGGCAAGGCUAAACUGCAAAAUAUUAGUCAUGAUAUUUUUGUCCCAAUUAGAGAAAUAUCAGGGUUACGAAAUAGCCUGUUCAACUUAGCAUAGUCUGCUCAAGUGAAGAAUUUUGUUCUUUAUAGCGGUAAAUGACGAGUGUGCUAAAGCUUCAUAAAAUCCGCAAAAGUAAAACUGCACGUGGGGUCUUGACUUCAAUAAUUGAGCAGCGCUUAUUCCUGGCUGAGCCGUUCAGCACAUUAAGUACUAUAUUAAUGUUCGGCUUGUUAAGAUGCGGUACUGUAUCACUCUUCGGUAUCAUCGAGUGUGUUUAAUCUUUUGCUGAAAUUUACUCAACAUAUAACAUUGUGCCCAGAGUAUAGCACUGCAGCGGUCGUACUCGUGUACAAUUACCGUGAGUGUUUUAGCCAGUAGUGCGGUAUAACUGCUAACCAUCAUAAGCUCUGAAGACUUAACACAGUCGUGUCAUAUCAGCCUGUAUUCGCGCCUGCCCGUGUAUCUGCUUGGUAUUGUUACGCAAUAGCUGCUAUCUUAACAAUCUGUACGUGUCAUCAUGUGUAAAUGUUUAAGCUUCUGACGUUAGUCCGUGUCUUUAUAAAUAUUAUGGCAAACACAUUUCAAGUAUUAUUCGUUGGAAGCAGGUUUAGAAAAGAUUAAUGUAAAAGUAUUACUAUUAAUUAGGUACGGAUUAUAAUGGUUCAGCUUGAUAGGUUUUCACCCGAGUCGGAUACUGAUCUGCAAUAUGGCUACAGUUUCCCAUUGAAAUUCUCAGCAGUAUUGACACCUUUCGUCACUUGUCAUUCGUUCGAGGUUCGGAUGCCUGGCUGCAUUCUAUUCGUUUUCUUCGAUGUCUCGUAUCAAGGCCUUACUAAGAUUUGUUAAUCAUCCGUCAGCUUCCAUUGGGUGUGCAGUGAUUUUGACGCUAGCCUCAGCUUUUAAUUCCAUCGUCAGUCGUUUGCUCAAUCGUUCAUUGCGUGUAAUACUCAUUUGAAUCCUCUAAGAACGCUAUUGCAGAUGUCUUGGUAUUUAUUAUUUUAUCGUUGACCUUUUUUGUAUUUCUGUUACCAUCUGUUCAUUCAAAUGGUAACAUCUGAAUCUGUUCAUUGUUACCCGAAGUUCAUUCAGUUUCUUAACUGCGUUCUGAUCUACGUCAUUACAUGUCACUACCUCUCCUUUAAAGCACAUGUCACUACAUGCGCUUUUGAAUACGUAUAUAGCCAUUAUUUGUUUUUGAUCAAAAUUACUCGGUAUUUUGAUCGCAGUGGAUCUCCUCCGAAAAGCCUUUUAUCGACAAACAUAAAUACGCUGUAACGAUAGAAAGAAUAAUUCAAUAAUUCGAUGUUCUUGAAAGAUAAACUGUACCUGAGCGACUCUCGUACUUUUGAACACUCAACUUCUUGACAACUACGGUAACGCUGUUGGUGCUUCGCACUUGUACGUAUCUCAUUCCUCUUAAAUUAUUUUUUAAUCUAUGUCCAAAGACUUUCUUUCUUUCAGCAUUUAAUUAGUUUACCAAAAUCUAAAAUUAUGCGGACCGAAAUUUUCGUUUCGCCCCAAGAAGAUCGGUCUGGUGACAAUGUUUGCUACUCCACUGAUGUUAUUUUUGGGAAAGUUGUUACUGUACACGAGUCUCUGCCGCUUCAUAAAAUCGAAAAGAGUUUGUGUUAUUGUCCGUCGCUGUAGAAACUUGUUUCACUUCGCGGUUUUUAGCUUGCAUGUAGAAAUAAUUGAUUAUUUAUCGCGUUCUUAAUAAUUUUAUUUUCCAUCUCGAUGUACUCGAUUGUGUUGAGUUGUUGUACUCGUGUGUACAGGUUAGUCAUUCUUUCUGUUGAUUGUUUUUAUAUUAUUUUGUGAUGUCUGAUCUUGUGGAUUAUCUGAUAUCUUUAUGUGCUUUACUCUUGUAUAAAAUAAAUCAUAUGCAGAAUACUCACAUUAGCGAGACCUGCUCGAACAAGCUGCCCUCGCAGUAAAUAGCUAAACCCUGCAUUUCUUGUGCCGACGGAUGCGUCGUCUUAUUCAUAAUUAUAUUCCUACAAAAUUUCGGGAAAUUUUUCAAACAGUAAUGGCUUGGAUCUAACCGCUUUAUCUUGAUGUCUUUGUCGGCUGUAGUAAAUAUUUUUUUUAUCUUGUGAGCCUUACAUUAUUUAUAUAUACUUAAUUAUUGCGAUUGUUUUUAACUGUAAGCCUUCAUGUCGCUCACACCCGAAUGACGGUUAUACAGAAAUUCCAAUUUCAAUCUUCGUAAACCAUAUAUUUACUGAAUAUUUCUACGAUUUUAACCGUUUAUGUACAUUAUUUUGUGUAUAGUUUCUUUGUAUCAUAUUAGGUGAAAAAACUACAUAGCGUUUAAAUAAUCAAUUGAAUGACAGAAAAGUGGCCACGACCCGUGAGGCUGGGGGACUGAAAUAUCUCAUCGAUUGAACAAUACAUUCUAAACCUGAAACCAAAGCAUGAAUUAAGUUAUGGCAAACCUUGGCUUUCAAUCUAGAAGAUUAGUACUGUCGUUAAACUACACUUGUAAUUUUAGAAUAAUCUCUCAUCGCGUCGAAUUAUCUCAAUGACCGGCAUCUCGUGAGGUAACAGUUUUAUCAAAAUUUAUUUGGCACACUUUCAAACGUUGUUCUUUUUCUUUACAAGACAAAAUCUAUGUUGUAUUCUUAAUGCGAGGUUCUUAUCUCUCGAAUGAGAAACACUCGUUGCCUAUAUUGACUUGCAUUUUUCUUUUCUAAUUCUUGUGAGGCCAAUCUUUAGUGUUAAAUGAGUGCAGGCAUAUGAAGUGAAGGGUCGUGGUAGGUACGGCGUGUCUGAUUGUGUAAAUAUUAUUCUAGGAGUAAUAAUAUUAGUAAUAUUCAUUACUAUCGCGUACCAUGUCUUCAAGUAUCAAGCCAUUCUUCCUUUGACAGGAAUGGUUUAAGGCAUUUUUUAUGGUGUUACAAUACGUGAAGCUAGCCAGUGUCAUAGCCAUUAAUUAUGCCAGCUCUGUGCAUCCCUUUCCAAUUUUGCUCUAUUUUCCCUCUUCGAUUCAGUUUUCUUUAUAGCUUCACCCGGUACUGCAGCUAAGCAUUCGACGUUUUAGUUCUGUACGUAAUUUUACAAAAAAUAAUUGAGCUGAUUUAAUGAACUCCUUAUCCCAAAUGUGAAAUGUCCCUCGUUUGUACCGAAUUUAUUGCUUGAAUAAUGAUGAACCUGAUGGGUUCAUCGUUUGUUGGUACAGUAAUGCCCUUUCUAUUCUCUGUAGACUUCGAAACUCGUUGCCGCUAAACUUUAUUGUUGCUUUCAAUGGAAUUAGCAGUUAAUGGAUUUUCUGAACCUGUACAUUCCUGAUCUAUACAUCGUCUGUCUGUCCUUUGGAGUCUCUCAAUAGUUAUCCUGCUAUGAAUGCUAUAUUCUCUCGCCGUGCCGUAAUUCCCGUAACAGAAUAAUGAUCAUCUGUAGUUAUUUAAAGCGCGAGAUUAAUAUUUAUAAGGAAUAAUAAUUUUGUGCAUUCGAAUGGACUGAUGAUAUUUAAGUUAUCCACACUCGCGUCCGUAGAUAAUUUCUUAUAAUCCCGAAUCGUGGUUUAUCGACAUCUUCAAAUUUUCCGCACUCGAGCUACAAACACGGUCCUCUUUCGACUUAAUUUUUGUUCUCUGGGUUGAACCCAGUGUUCUGGUGAAAAUUUAACAUACGCCCUUAGUUUCACGGCUCAACAGUGAAAUGUUACUGUUGCGUUACUGUCCCUAAUCACAGCUGUACAGGCCCGCACCUUGUAUGUUUGUCAUAUCUGUGUUUCAUAUAAAUGGAUAAAUAAACUUUUUCACUGUAAUACC